Molecule: messenger RNA, 4011 nt
Organism: Kwoniella shivajii
Lineage: Eukaryota; Fungi; Basidiomycota; Tremellomycetes; Tremellales; Cryptococcaceae
Exons: 5
Coding region: 1-4011 (1336 amino acids)
Biological process (GO): sterol transport
Cellular component (GO): membrane
Molecular function (GO): sterol binding
Source: RefSeq, a predicted model, not a curated record
AUGUCAAGGCUGGAUGAUCCUCCUCGGCGAGGAAAGGGUGUUUGCGCCAUGCGAGGGAGCUGUGGAAGAACGAGUAUGUUUGGUGCAGAAUUACCUUGUCCGGAUGAUGGACAUGCGUCUGAGCCCGAACAAAAACUCCUUGACUUGAUGGCCAACGUUUGCGGACCGUCUUACACCCUGCCUUCAUCAGUCUGCUGCACCUACGACCAAGUGGCAACUUUAUCCGAUCGUUUACAACAGGCUGCGCCUCUGAUAUCCUCGUGCCCAGCAUGUAUCAACAACUUCCGAUCUUUCUACUGCGACUUCACUUGUUCACCUGAUCAGUCGACUUUCUUAUCGGUCGCUUCAACGCAGAAAACGACGGAAGGGAAGGAUGCUGUCCAGGAAGUAGACUAUGAAGUUAGCACGGAAUUUAAGCAAGGGUUUUACAGCAGUUGUAAAGAUGUACAAUUUGGAGCUACAAACGGGUUCGCGAUGGAUCUAAUAGGUGGAGGAGCUAAAAACGCAAGCUCGUUUCUGAAGUAUAUGGGAGAUAUUAGACCCGGAUUAGGAUCACCGUUCCAAAUCAGUUUCCCCGAUAAUGACGAUUCUCAAUAUUCCCGUAUACCUCUCAGCUGCUCGGAUUCCAGUGAUAUCAACGCUCGAUGUGCUUGUGUAGACUGUCCCUCAGUAUGUCCGGAAUUACCUUACGUUGCUCCUCCUUCUACUGGCAAAUGUCACGUUGGAGCGGUAUCCUGUCUCACCUUUUCACUACUCAUCAUCUACUCCGUUGCCAUUCUGGCCGGAAUCACCUUCUACUCUUGGAAACAAGCUCUUCGACAUCGCCAACGACGGUAUGAACGACAUGCUCUCCUCGAUCCACCCCUUUCGCCUACUGCAGCAAGUGGAAAUACCAAUGGACUGGACGGAUUGGUUGGCAGAGGUGGUGAGGACGCUGAAUCAGGACCAAGUGGUUCGAUACAUUUCAGACUUGGAAGAGGCGCGUCCCUUCUCGAUCCAAUGGAACAUCUCCAGCCCAAACAAAAUAAGAUCAAUGCAGCUCUACGCCGGUUCUUCUAUCGUCUAGGUCUGUUUUGUGCCAAGCAACCUGUAGCUGUAUUCGCUCUCACAGCUCUCAUUGUCGCUUUCCUGAAUAUAGGCUGGAAGUAUUUCGCAGUUGAGACAGACCCUGUUAGACUGUGGGUAUCUCCAUCAAGUGAAUCUGCCGCUCAAAAACACUUUUUCGAUGAGAACUUCGGUCCCUUUUAUCGAUCCGAACAGGUUUUCGUCACUCAAGCAGGAUCUGGUCCAGUCAAUCAUGAUACUUUGGAUUGGUGGCUAAAGGUAGAAGCCGAGAUCGGUCAGCUUAAAUCUGAGUCCGGCGUUACUCUACAGGACAUAUGUUUUGCGCCUGCUGGAAGAGGAACGCCCUGUGUCAUUCAAUCUGUAUCAGCCUGGCUAGGAGAGGAUAUGGAUCAGUGGGGAGAAGACUGGGAGUCCAGGAUCACAGACUGUGCUGGUCGACCUGGAGAAUGUUUACCACCUUUUGGGCAACCCAUCGAUCCUAAAUUGGUCUUAGGCGGCGCAAAAGGAGAUUGGUUGAACGCCCAAGCGCUAGUAAUCACAUGGGUUGUGGAUAACUACAAUGACGAUCGAGCUGCGCCGGCGGAAGAAUGGGAAAGAGUCUUAAAUUCCUAUCUCUCUGGUUUGUCAAGACCCGGCGUCGAUAUUAGCUAUUCAACUGGGAUCAGUCUGGAAGAAGAACUUAACAAGAGCACCAAUACCGAUGUCAAGAUUGUUGUUCUUUCUUAUCUGGUCAUGUUCCUCUACGUUUCUCUGACUUUGGGUGGCGGACUUCCUCCUCACGUGAUCUCUGCUCUUGGAAAUCGUGUAUGGAGGGGUCUUGUUCAUCUUGGAGUCCUCUUACGGAUCGUCAAAUCUCCUCCUCCAGAUAGAUCAUCUUCUUCACCCAGCUUUUCCCUUAUCCCGACUUUACUCUCAGUCAAUUCCAAAUUCUCGCUUGGUCUUUUCGGUAUCGCUAUUGUGCUCAUCGCCGUCUCGUCUUCCGUCGGACUUUUUUCUCUCCUUGGGGUAAGGGUCACCCUCAUCAUCGCCGAGGUUAUCCCUUUCCUCGUUCUGGCUGUUGGCGUGGAUAAUGUAUUCAUCCUCGUGCACGAGCUCGAAAGGCAGAACUCACUUCACGCUGCACAAGGUGCCAAUGAUGAUAGUCAGUCGGUGGACAGCGAAGGCAGACAACCCAGUAACAGCACUUCUCUUGCACCCGAGGAACGCGUCGCUAGAGCAGUGGCUAGAAUGGGACCUUCGAUUCUACUUUCUUCCGUCACAGAAGUAGUAGCGUUUGCUCUGGGCGCACUUGUACCAAUGCCAGCCGUAAGGAACUUCGCUAUUUACGCUGCUGGGAGUGUUUUCCUGGGAGCAGUAAUGCAAGUGACUGUCUUUGUCAGUGCCAUGACUCUUGAUCUGAAGCGAGCCGAAGCUAUGCGGAUCGAUUGUUUCCCUUGCAUUCAAUUAAGGCCUCCAAUCGGGCUGUACGAUGAAACCGCUCCUACUGCUGAAGGCGUAGUCAACAAAUUCAUGAGGACCAUCUAUGCGCCCUUCUUGUUGAAGAAUGGUAUCAAGCAACUUGUCUUGGUCGCUUUUGGGGGAUUAUUCUUGUUCGCUACGAUUGGAAUACAGCAUAUCACUCUCGGAUUAGAUCAACGACUUGCCCUGCCGGCGGAAUCGUACCUGGUCUCCUAUUUCAACGCUCUCGAUGCUUAUCUUGAUGUUGGACCUCCCGUUUACUUCGUGGUCCAAGGAGCGGAUGUUCCGGUCCGUCAUGGUCAACAGCAGCUGUGCGGAAGAUUUACUACCUGUAUGGAGCUGAGUGUGGCCAACUCACUUGAGGCAGAACGCAAAAGACCAGAGUCAUCCUUCGUUGCUUCUCCACCAGCAGCAUGGAUAGACGAUUUCCUUCAAUGGACAAACCCCACCUUCGAAUCUUGCUGUCGAGUACGACGACGAGACCCAACUGUGUUCUGCUCACCUAGAGAUUCCGAAAGAUUAUGUCGACCGUGCUUUGAAGGAGAAGAUUGGGAUGCGACAAUGAACGGUCUACCUGAAGGGGCGGAUUUCAUGCGAUAUCUUCAACAGUGGUUGGUAUCACCUACGAAUGAAGAAUGUCCUUUGGGUGGUCAAGCGCCCUACUCUUCAGCGGUCAAGCUCGCGUCGGACAACAAUACUGUCAUAGCAUCUCAUUUCAGGACCUAUCAUACCCCCCUCAAAUCGCAAUCAGACUUUAUUGAGGCUUUGGCUGCUGCUCGUCGGAUCUCGAACGAUAUAAGUCACCGAACAGGAGUAAAGGUUUUCCCUUACUCGUUGUUCUACGUGUUCUUUGAGCAAUACUCUCAUAUUGUAUCGACCGCAGCGCAAGUACUUUCAUUAGCCUUGAUAGCUAUAUUGGCUAUAACAUCAUUACUCUUAGGAUCGUGGAGAACAGGAGCUACAGUGACCUUUGUUUGUGCGCUGGCGGUCACAAACGUCAUGGGAAUCAUGGGAUACUGGGGAAUCUCACUGAACGCUAUCAGUUUAGUCAACUUGGUCAUCAGCUUGGGUAUAGCAGUAGAAUUCUGCUCCCACAUAGCUAGAGCAUUCAUGGGUGCUGGAACAGGAUUACCUGUUGAUAAGGAGAUAGGAAGGAAGGAACGAGAUGAAAGAGUAUGGACAGCUUUAGUUGACGUUGGUCCCUCUGUUUUCUCCGGAAUAACAAUGACCAAAUUGAUUGGUAUCUCGGUAUUGGCAUUAACUCGAUCAAAAUUACUCGAAGUUUACUAUUUCAGGAUGUGGUUGUCACUCAUAUUAUCGGGAGCAUUGCAUGGUUUAGUAUUGUUGCCUGUUUUGUUGACUUAUACAGGUGGUCAAGGAUAUAGUCUAGAAGAUACCGACGAGGAUUGGGUAACUUCACAAAUGAGAAGACCAAUGGAUUACGAGUAUGCUCCAUUCGCAGAUACCGAUAGUAUCAUGUCCGAUUAG